Messenger RNA from Jatropha curcas, 1261 nucleotides. NCBI's taxonomy places the organism in Eukaryota, Viridiplantae, Streptophyta, Magnoliopsida, Malpighiales, Euphorbiaceae. The record is from RefSeq and is a predicted model, not a curated record.
UCAUGUUAUUAUACCAUACACAAGAAAACAUUGAACUACUCUUGUCUGCUUACAGUAAUGAGUCUCUUAUCGUUUACUCCUACCCUCCCUUGCCUCCUGCUCCACCACCAACUGAACAGAUCCGCCACCGUCUUCUCUCUCCUCUCCUCCUCUCCUUUCUCUUCUCAUUGCCUUUAUUCGAAGCCACCUCCUAGUUUACCCUUCCACAAUCUCUAUCACAUUCGUCGUGCAACCACCUCUCGCAACUCUUCUCCUUUUUCCCGUCCUCGCUUUGCUGCCGCCGCGGUCCCUGGAGGAGCUCUGCUUCAAGACGCCGGAGCCACGGUAGCUGUUCUCGCCGGCGCUUAUGUUCUAGUUCUCGUUUUCGACACUCUUACUCAGCGAAAGCUCAUCCAGCAGGCACUGUAUCUAUCGAGUAAUUUGAGCAGAAAAUUGGUUCAUAUAUUAUCUGGUUUGCUUUUUGCCGUUUCUUGGCCAAUUUUCAGCACCUCAACAGAGGCUCGCUACUUUGCAACUUUAGUGCCUCUUGUCAAUGGCUUAAGGCUUGUAAUCCAUGGCCUCUCAUUGGCAACCAAUGAUGGGCUCAUAAAGUCUGUUACUAGAGAAGGAAAACCAGAGGAGUUGCUAAAGGGUCCUUUAUAUUAUGUGCUUAUGUUGAUUUUAUGUGCUCUAGUGUUUUGGCGUGAGUCUCCUAUUGGGUUGAUCUCAUUGGCAAUGAUGUGUGGUGGUGAUGGUGUGGCUGAUAUAAUGGGAAGAAGAUUUGGGUCAAUGAAACUUCCUUAUAAUCAACAGAAGAGUUGGGUGGGUAGCAUAUCUAUGUUCAUUUCCGGAUUCUUGAUUUCUAUGGGGAUGCUAUACUACUAUUCAGCAUUGGGAUAUUUUGACUUUGAUUGGAUAUGGACAAUGAAAAGAGUUGCUUUGAUUGCUUUAGUGGCAACAAUAGUGGAGUCUCUUCCUACUACAGAGACCAUAGAUGACAAUAUAUCUGUUCCUUUAACAAGCAUCUUGGCAGCAUAUCUAAGCUUUGGUUUCUAGCUUGCGGUGCAUAAUACCAAUUGUUAUGUUUUAGAUUUACUCUUUUAAUGGUGUAGUUCUAUUUUGAUGAUUCUAGCUAAUAUUUUAUUGCUAUAAAUUGGUAGAAUGUUAUGAAAGCUGAAAUUUAAUAUCAGGUAAUGCUAAUUACAUUAUGUAUUCCAUGCUAUUUUACCUAAUGGAAUGUUCAUAAAAUACGAUAAUACAUGUAAUCUUUGAUUACUUGCUA